CAUUUCAUUUUUGUUUACCUUUUGAUUGUUUUUAUGCGAUUCUACACAUCACUUUUUUUUGAACGUUUUGCUGCGCCGUUAUUUAUUCACUUAAAAUAUAAAAUCCGCCUCACGAUAUUGUAUCACCACCCCAGCUAUAGAAGAGACACAUUUCACUUACCCAUUGCGAAAAAUUAGUCUGCUCGAAUAUACCGUACAAUGAACAAGAAAAUUGAUUGGCCUAGCGAUAGAGUACCGCAGGGCGGAAUGUUUCAUCCGGCCAAAGUCAGUUACAGCAAAGAUACGCACGACUUAAUAAAACUUCUUAUGGACGAACAGAAGAUGACAAUAUUCCAACGCGAUAAAUUGAAGUAUUAUCUCCGAAACGGUGAUCCCUUACCGCUACCAAAAUUUUGUCCACCGAAACUGACCGCCCAGCAGCAAUACGAGAAUCAAUUGGCUUCGCAGAUUAUAAUGAGAGCGAAUAGUGCGCGGAAACGAACUUUGAAUGAAAUCAAAGCGAGUGGAGCUUUUCAGCAAGAGAAAUUCGUUCCAGUUAAACAUCUCCGCGAACCAUCGCACAUUCAAAAACUUCGAUUGCAAGAACUGAUGAGCGGAUUGAAACAUCAUCCCGAAUUGGAUUCGGUUAAAGUAAAAAAUUCGCAGAAGUUUAAGCCGAGACAUUCGCACAUCGAAUAUGAUCCGAUGAAGACAUUGAUGCAAGAAAUCUACGAACGAGCGGAUUGGCUAGCUGAAAUGGAAGAAUUGGGUGAAGCGAAGCCACAUCGGCAGAUAAUUCACUUCCAAAUAGCUGAAAGGCUUCGAAUGAUCAAGGAUCUGGAAAAAAAGAACUCGAAUGGAGACGGUGCGAGAGCUGGCAAAUAAACGCAGAAAUUACGAUCGUUUGUCUUGUGUCGACCAAAAUUUUCAAUAAAAUGAAUUCCAAGAGAA
Messenger RNA from Bradysia coprophila, 930 nucleotides. Its product is annotated as UPF0193 protein EVG1 homolog. The record is from RefSeq and is a predicted model, not a curated record. Lineage: Eukaryota; Metazoa; Arthropoda; Insecta; Diptera; Sciaridae.